Molecule: messenger RNA, 2236 nt
Organism: Microplitis mediator
Lineage: Eukaryota; Metazoa; Arthropoda; Insecta; Hymenoptera; Braconidae
Exons: 4
Coding region: 1-1611 (536 amino acids)
Molecular function (GO): zinc ion binding
Source: RefSeq, a predicted model, not a curated record
AUGGCAGCAGAAAUUAUAAAACCUUCUAUUGGACAAAAGUUUAAUAGUUUUGUAGAUUUAGAAACAUUUAUUAAAAAUUAUGGAAAACAAGAAAAAGAAGUUUUUACUGUGUUUUCUAGUCAAACUAUUAAAAAUCAUCAUCUCUUUCGAUUUAGUGUUGAUCAUUCAUUAAAAUAUGUGUAUGUUGAAUAUCGAUGUAAAUUUGGCAAAGAGCGUGAAACAACUGCCGAGCAUCGGCGGUCAAGUACAUACAAAAGAAAUUGUGAAGCAUUUAUACAUCUGAAAUUGUCACCAAACAAAAGAGAACUAGAGAUUGACAGCUUAAACCUGGAUCACCUUAAUCAUGCACAGUCGAAGUUAUGCUAUAACGCUAUAGUGGAAAAUCGAAAAUUGUCACCAAGUAGCCUACAAAAAUAUCAAAAACUUUUUGAAACUGAUGGCAAAAAUCAACUCAUUAAAAAUGUGAUUUCAAGAGAAACAAACAAGUUCUUAUCAAAUAGAGAUAUACAAAACAUCAAAUCUAGAAAUAAAUUGUAUGAAAAAAAAGAUUUGUUGGACAUUCAACAUUUACUUCAACAUGAUUAUCGCUGCCAAGUUGAAAUACGAUGUGACGAACAAAAUUACUUUAAAGGAAUUUAUUUUUCAACUGAAGAAAUGAGACGAUCUAUGUCAUUGUGGCCUGAAAUAGUCUUUGUUGAUGGCACUUACCAAUUAACUAAUUUAGACUUAACACUAAUGAUUUUAAUGGUGGAAGAUGGUAAUGGACGUGCUGAAAUUGUUGGUGCUGCAUUUAUAGCCGUAGAAGAUGCUGAUACGAUGAAAUGGUUUUUUGAAUCAUUUAAAAAACAAAAUUUUGAAUCCUCUAAAAAAAUUUUGUGCUUUAUGACUGAUAAAGACAUGACUGAAAGAAAUAUGAUUCGUGAAGUAUUUCCGAACGUAAUUCUAUAUCUUUGUUUAUUUCAUACAUUGAAGACAUUUAAGCGCACGGUUAAUGAUAAAAAAUAUAGUCUUCAACCAGUUGAGAAAGAAACUAUUUUAAAACUUCUUGAAGGUUUAGUUUAUAGUGUAGAUGAAAGUGAUUAUCAAAUUAAGUAUGAUAAUUUCAAAGAAUUAGUACCUACUAAAAUAGUGCAAUACUUCAAUGAUAACUGGCAUCAAAAUCAUUCAGAAUGGACAAAAUAUUCAAUGAUUUAUGGUAAUUUCAAUAAUACCACCAACAAUAGACUUGAAAACGUCAAUGGAAAAAUAAAAGAAAUUGCUAAGCGUAAAGAUACUCUACCAAGUGCGAUAAAACGUUUUUUUGAAUGGAAUAUUUCGCAUAACCAAGAAACUGAUAUUAAGUUGGCACAGCAUAUUUUAAAAAGACCAAUUAUAAUAUCUAGCAAUGAUAACAUUUAUUAUAAAUAUGCUAAUUAUUUGACAGAUAUAGCUUUUAAAGCACUUUCCCCACACUUGGACUGCUACAAAGCUGUUACAUUGAAAUAUUGUUGUUUGGAAUCUCAAAAAUGUAUCAUUAGUUUUAAAACAACAGAACUAACAACAACGCCUACUACUUGUACCUGUGAGUUUAACCAAUCGAUGUCUUUACCUUGCAAACAUAUUUUUUUGUAAGAUCUUAUUUUAAGUUACCAUUGUACUUGGAAACUUCCCGGGAAAAAAUGAUUUUGCCUAAUCAUAUAUGAUUAUAUAUGUUCAUAUAUAUGAUCAUAUAUGAUUAUAUAUAAUCAUAUAUGAAGUUAUAUAUAAUCAUGCAUGAUUAUAUAUGGGGUCAUAUAUAAUUAUAUAUAAUUAUAUAUGACCCCAUACAUAAUUAGAUCUGAUCAUACCUGGCUGUUAUAAGCCCAUAUAUAAGUCUAUAUAUAAUCAGAUCUGAUUAUAUAUAAGUCUAUAUAUAAUUAGAUCUGAUCAGAUCUGAUUAUAUAUAAGUCUAUGUAUAAUUAGAUAUGAUCAUACCUGGCUGUUAUGACCCCAUAUAUAAUCAUACAUAAGUCUAUAUAUGAUCAGAUCUAUUUAUAUAUAAGUCUAUAUAUAGUUAGAUCUGAUCAUACCUGGCUGUUAUGACCCCAUAUAUAAUCAUGUACAAGUCUAUAUAUGAUCAGGUCUGAUCAUAUAUGAGUCUAUAUAUAAUUAGAUAUAAUCAUACCUAGAUGUUGUAACCCCAUAUAUGAUCAUAUAUAAGUCUAUACAUGAUUAGAUCUGAUCAGACAUGAUUGAUACAAACCCAUAUAUAAUUAGA